Messenger RNA from [Torrubiella] hemipterigena, 2887 nucleotides. NCBI's taxonomy places the organism in Eukaryota, Fungi, Ascomycota, Sordariomycetes, Hypocreales, Clavicipitaceae. The record is from the annotation of a GenBank genome assembly.
CCACCUCGACAUCUGCACACAUUUCCCCCAACACCGUUGCCCAGCAUGAGCUACGGUAAAAAAGACGAAGAUGCCGACCUGGGGCUUGUCAAGGUAGACCGCUCGCAGGUCUUCCAGGAAGCGCGACUCUUCAACAGCUCCCCGAUUCAACCCCGACGAUGCCGUAUCCUGUUAACCAAGAUCGCCCUGCUCCUCUACACCGGCGAAUCCUUCCCGACCACUGAAGCAACCACUCUCUUCUUCGGCAUCUCCAAACUCUUCCAGAACAAAGAUGCCAGUCUCCGACAAAUGGUCCACCUUGUCAUCAAGGAGCUCGCCAACUCCGCCGAGGAUAUCAUCAUGGUUACUAGCACAAUUAUGAAGGAUACGGGAGGCGGCAGCGAGGCCGUGUACCGACCCAAUGCUAUUCGAGCCCUCUGCAGAAUCAUCGACGCUUCUACUGUGCAAUCGAUCGAACGAGUUAUGAAGACAGCGAUUGUGGACAAGAACCCCUCCGUCUCGUCUGCUGCCCUUGUUUCAUCUUACCACCUGCUGCCAAUCGCCAAGGAUGUUGUUCGUCGCUGGCAGAGCGAGACUCAGGAGGCUGCGGCCUCUGGCAAGUCUGGCGGUGGCUUCUCUCUUGGAUUCUCGUCCGGUAGCGCUCUCCCUAUCAACAGCUCCAACAUGACUCAAUAUCACGCCGUUGGUCUGCUCUACCAGAUGCGCUCGCACGAUCGCAUGGCUCUCGUCAAGAUGGUUCAACAGUUUGGCGCCCCUGGUGCUAUCAAGAGCCCCGCCGCGCUAGUCAUGCUCGUCCGUUUGGCCGCACAGCUCGCCGAGGAAGAUGCUGGUCUGCGCAAGCCCAUGAUGCAACUCCUCGACGGCUGGCUGAGACACAAGAGCGAAAUGGUUAACUUCGAAGCCGCUAAGGCUAUUUGCGACAUGAGAGAUGUCACUGACGCCGAAGUCAACCAAGCUGUUCAUGUCUUGCAGAUGUUCCUCACCUCUCCCAGAGCCGUUACCAAGUUUGCAGCUCUCCGUAUCCUCCACAGCUUCGCGUCCUUCAAGCCUACAGCAGUCGCUGCCUGCAACCCCGAUAUUGAACUCCUCAUUUCCAACUCCAACAGAUCCAUCGCCACCUUUGCUAUUACGACAUUGCUCAAGACUGGUAACGAGGCUAGUGUUGAUAGAUUGAUGAAGCAAAUAUCGACCUUCAUGUCGGAAAUCACAGACGAGUUCAAGAUCACCAUUGUGGAGGCUAUCCGCACGCUAUGCCUCAAGUUCCCCAGCAAGCAGGCCGGUAUGCUCUCCUUCCUCAGCGGCAUCCUCAGGGACGAGGGUGGCUUCGAAUUCAAGCGCGCUGUGGUUGAGAGCAUGUUUGACCUUAUUAAGUUUGUUCCCGAUUCCAAGGAUGAGGCUCUCGCCCAUCUCUGUGAAUUCAUUGAAGACUGCGAGUUCACGAAGCUUGCCGUCCGCAUUCUUCACCUCAUUGGUAUCGAGGGCCCCAAGACUGCCCAGCCCACCAAGUACAUCCGAUAUAUUUACAACCGUGUGGUUUUGGAGAACGCCAUUGUUCGAGCUGCUGCGGUCACUGCCCUCGCCAAGUUUGGUGUUGGCCAGUCUGACCCUGAAGUCAAGAGCAGUGUCAAGGUUCUGCUUACCAGAUGCUUGGACGAUGUCGAUGAUGAGGUUAGAGACCGUGCUGCCCUCAACCUGAAGCUUAUGGGAGAAGAGGAUGACGAGACGGCGCGCAACUUUGUUAAGAAUGAAAACAUGUUUGCUUUGCCAUACUUUGAGCAUCAGCUUGUCAUGUAUGUCACAUCUGACGACAAGGACAACUUUGAUACUCCCUUCGAUAUCUCCAAGAUCCCCAUCGUCACCCGCGAACAGGCCGAUGCCGAGGAUCGUACCAAGAAGCUCACAGCCACGACGCCUACGCUCAAGGCUCCUAAGGUUGAUGCUGUCAAGGCACCUGCCACUGGUGCUGAGGCUGCUGCCUCAGCAUCUGCUCAGGCCCAGCGUUACAACGAGGAGUUGAUGCAGAUUGACGAAAUGAAGGAGUUUGGCUCGGUUCUCAAGUCAUCGCCAGUUGUCGAAUUGACUGAGGCGGAGACUGAGUACGUUGUCAGUGUUGUCAAGCACAUCUUCAAGGAGCACAUUGUGCUGCAGUUUGAGAUCAAGAACACUCUCCCCGAUACUGUUCUCGACAAUGUCUCUGUUCUAGCUACCCCUGCUGAUGAUGAGGAGCUUGAGGAGGUCUUCAUCAUUCAGUGCGAUAGACUUGCUACCAAUGAGCCUGGCAAGGUCUACGUUGCCUUCAAGAAGGUUGGUGGCGAAGGUACCAUGCCCACGGCAUCCUUCUCCAACGUUCUCAAGUUUACUUCCAAGGAAAUCGACCCUUCGACAAAUACUCCUGACGAGCCCGGUUACGAUGAUGAGUAUGAGGUAUCAGAGUUUGACCUCUCUGGCAGCGAUUAUAUUAUUCCCACCUUUGCCAGCAACUUCAGCCACCUGUGGGAGCAGGUCGGUGCUUCUGGCGACGAGGCCGAAGAGACCCUUCAGUUGAGCGCCAUGAAGAGCAUUGCAGAGGCUACCGAGCAACUGGCCCAGGCUUUGUCGCUGCAGCCGCUUGAAGGAACCGACGUUCCUAUCAACACUAGCACACACACGCUCAAGCUACUGGGCAAGACCGUGGGCGGAGGCAGAGUCGUUGCGACAGUACGCAUGGCCUUUUCCUCAAAGUCGGGAGUCACAACCAAGAUUACCGUUAGAAGUGAAGAGGAGGGUGUGGCGCCGUUGGUUAUUGCAUCGGUGGCUUAAAAAGAUGGAGGAUGGAUGGCGUUGUGGUUUAAUAAGUACAUUGAAAAAUUAGAGCCGUAACGAAAAUGCAUAGUUCAAUGUUUCCUAU